UCCACAAGUUCGGGAAAUCCCCCCAAAACCCAACCCAAUUCCACCAAUCGGUCGCUGCUUCGGCCGCCCCACCUCGGCGUGGAGAUGGCUAACCGACGCGGCGGCGGAGGCCGCGACGGAGGGAGAGAUUCCGGUGACAAGAGGGGCGGCGGGGGCGGCAGGAACCGGGGCCGCGGCGGCGGCCGAGCGGCUCCCCCCGCCGGCGGGAGAGGCCCCCGCGAUGAGGUUGACGAGACCCGCGGAGGCGGCUCGGCUCCCGUCGGAGACCAGAACCGCGGAGGAGGCGCCUCUCGCGGCUUAGGCCAGUACCGCGGCGGAGGCGGCGCGGACCGCGACCGAGGUGCCAGCUCUUACGCGCGAGGCGGGGACCGCGGCGCGGGCGGCGAGGACUACGGCAGGGUCGACAACGCUUACGGAAGAUACCAGAGCCCCCGCGGAGGCGGCGGGGAUCCAAGCGGAAGCCGAGGAAGAGAAGGGCGUGGUUCGGGAAGCAAUGGACCUCGGGACCCGUACCACCAUGGGGGAGAGCAGGGUCGCGGCGCGGGCGGCGGAGAUCACGGCGCGGGCGGCGGGCCUUACGGAGGAUACCAGGGCCGCGGCGGAGGGGAGGACUACUAUCCAAGCAGAUGGCACGGAGGAGGGCGCGGUCCGUACGGGUACCACCCCGCGCCGCAGGAAGAGCGGCGUCGCGACAAGUACCCCCAGCAGUACGCCGCGACACCGUCGCCGAAGAAGAUCCCCUCCAAGGAGGUGGCGAGCCCGUCGCGACCUGGUGUCAGAAAAAUUGGUCCCAUUGAAGAGGUAGAAGUCAAACUUUGGGUGAACCACUUUAGCAUUAAGUUUGGGGAAUCAACUGUCUUUCACUACGGUGUCAAGCUCGCCCAAGUUUCUCCAGAGGCAUCAGGAGGCUUGGAGCUCUCCAUGGCAGAUCAGAAUUUUGUAAAUGCUCAACUCUUGAAGAUGCUUCAGAAGUCUCCACAUUCAUUAGUUGUUGCUUCUGAUGGCAAGGGCAAUCUGUACUCCUUUGCCAAACUGCCAGAAGGUUUAUCCCUCCCUGUGUCAGUUCGGUCACGGGCCUACAAUGCCUCAGUAGAGUUCAAGGACGAGCUGCCGUUCCGCUCUGAUCAGCAUGUGCCUAGGAAUGUCUUGCAGGCUCUUGAUGUCAUUGUGCGUCAGGCCUCUAGCUAUGAAAAGAUUAUCAUUGGUCAGACAUUAUAUUCACCACAGUGGUUAGUUCUUGAGGGCUCCAAUCAUGUUCAUGUCCAAGCUCUAGGGGGAACGAAGCAGACCCUAAAACCCACCGAGCAAGGGCUAGUCUUAUGUGUGGACUAUUCAGUUAUGGACUUCUGCAAACCUGAAAGCCGUGUUCUGGAUCUUGUUGAGCACUUGCUGAAGCGCUUUGGCAGAAGGAACCACCUUAACCCCCGUAGUCCAGCUCUAGACAAGGAAGAGUGGGAAUAUUUGAAGAGUCAGCUCAGAGGCCUGUGUAUUACCGUGAGUUACCAGAAGAAGUCCUCUGAAGGAAAAAGGGAUGCGCCGACAGUUCGGAAGUACAAGGUUCAAGACUUGACGGCUGAAAAGGCUGAACAGAUAAUCUUCAAGGAGUUCAAAGUAGAUAAGAGUUGGGAGCUUGUUCAGUAUUAUCGUCAGCAGUACGGGGAGGAUAUUCAGUAUAAGAUGCUUCCAUGCUUGAUUUUGAGCAAGAGAGAGGACAAGCCAAACUAUGUCCCGAUUGAGCUUUGCAGGCUUCAUAGAUGUCAGAAGUAUCCCAAGGAUUCCAGCCAGGAACCGAGGAGGCCACCCCCAUCAGAUGAGCGGAAAAUUAUGAUUGAGCGAAUGGUUAAUGAUGGACUGGAUGGGCCUUGCAGAGGAGGAAACAGAGGCGAGCAAUUCAGGAUUUCAUUGGAUACACAGAUGACAGAAGUGACCGGCAGGAUCCUUCUCCCCCCAGUGCUAAAACUGGGUGACUCUAAAGAAUUGAGUAUUCGUCUUGCUAACCGCCAGUGGAACCUCCAGGAUCACAAAAUAUUUGACGGCCAGUCUCUCAAGUGCUGGGGCGUGCUCGAUUUCAGUGGACAGGAGACUCGUUUCAGGGAUGCCUUUAUUGCAAAGAUUGUCAGAAAGUGCAAUAAUCUCGGUAUUACGAUGUUCUGUGAGCCAAGCCUUGUGCACAAGUCAGCAAUGUUGGUGCUAUCUGAUCCGGACAAACUACGUAGGGAGCUUAGCAAAGCGAAGGAGGCUGCGGAGGAGAAGGGGCAGAAGCUGCAGCUCCUCUUCUGCCCGAUGUCUGAGCUGCACCCUGGGUACAAGACGCUGAAGCUGAUCUGCGAGAUAGAACUGGGGAUGCAGACUCAGUGUCUCUUGACCCAGCUGGCGAACAAAGAAGGCAAGGGCCAGGACCAGUACUUGUCCAACCUUGCCCUCAAGAUCAACAGCAAGCUCGGAGGAAGCAACAUGCAGCUAUCUCGCGAGCUCCCAAUGGUGACUGGCACACGCUUCAUGUUCAUCGGCGCGGACGUGAACCACCCGCCUCCAGGAGACACGGUGAGUCUGUCGAUAGCAGCUGUUGUGGCGUCCAUGGAUUGCCCUAGCGCCAGCCAGUACGUGCCGAGAAUCCGUGCCCAGAGGCACCGCUCGGAGGAGAUCGAUAACCUCGGUACCAUGUGUAAGGAGCUCAUCCAAGUCUACAUGGAAAGGAACGGCGGCUUCAAGCCAGACAAGAUCAUUUACUUCCGCGAUGGCGUGAGCGACGAGCAGUUCAAGAUGGUCCUUGACAAGGAGCUAGUGUCUAUGGAGAAGGGUAUCUGCGAAGACGACUACUCGCCGACGAUCACAGUUGUCGUGGCCAAGAAGCGGCACAACACGCGGCUGUUCCCCAAGGACGAAAACGAGCUGCAGACAACGAAUGGCAAUGUGCUCCCUGGCACGGUCGUCGACACAGUCGUGGUCGACGGGUCGCACGAUGACUUCUUCCUCUGCAGCCACGACGGGCUGCACGGGACGAGCCGGCCCACGCACUACUACAUGCUGAAGAACGGGCACGGCUUCAAGCGCGUGGACCUGCAGAAGCUGGUGUACAGCAUGUGCUUCAUGUUCGCUCGCUGCACCAAGCCAGUGUCGCUGACGGCGCCCAUCAAGUACGCCGACAUCACGGCCUACCGCGGCAGGGACUACUACGACAGCAGGAUGGAUUCCCUGCAGUUCCAGGCGCAGUUCCAGGCCGUCGAGUUCCCGGAGCUGCGCGUGCACCCGGAUCUCAGGGACAAGAUGUUCUUCGUCUGAUGCCGCCUGCUUUUUCAGGGCACCCUGGAGCACGGUGAGUACGUUCUGCUUCUUGUGUGCGCGUUCUUGCAGCGUACGGUGAAGGCCUGCUGUGUUGUGUACAUGGUCGUCAAGUUGGCUCUUACGGCUUUGCUGUGUUCGUACAUGCUCGCCGAAUUGAUUCAUACAGCUUUGCUGUGUUCUGUACAUGCUCGCCGAACUGGCUUGUUACAAACUCAUUCUUGUACAUUCUGUUACUGGAGAUACUGCUGAUCACUGUGAAUCAACAAAGAAUAGUUUCGAUC
Triticum dicoccoides is the source of this 3566-nucleotide messenger RNA. RefSeq names its product protein argonaute 2-like. Gene Ontology annotation, molecular function: protein binding; RNA binding. The record is from RefSeq and is a predicted model, not a curated record. The coding region runs from base 85 to 3282 and encodes 1065 amino acids. The transcript has 3 exons. Lineage: Eukaryota; Viridiplantae; Streptophyta; Magnoliopsida; Poales; Poaceae.